GGGGCGCAACCCCGCCCGCCCGGUCAGUCCGCUCUGGUGUUUUCAGCUUUCGUCACAUCCGGCAGAUCCAAUGGCGAGAUGUGAGCAGCGAGGAGGAAGCAGCUGAUCCGGCGAUGGGCGCAGACAGUGGUCCGGGUGCUCCCCCAGCAGUCCCGUGGCGUAAAGUGCUGUAUGAGCGUCAGCCCUACCCUGACAACUAUGUGGACCGCCGCUUCUUGGAGGAACUGCAGCGCAACAUCGGUGUCCACCAGUACCGCUACUGGGCUGUGGUGCAGGAAGCAGGCCUGGUCGCUCAGCAGGUCUCCUGUGUAGCCGUUUUUCUCACAUUAUGGUUCUACAUGGAUCAAGGAGACCUGGGACCCUCCACCCUGCUCUGGGCCAGUCUUGGGUGUGCACUUCUGGGUUAUGGGCUCUAUGAGGCUUUGGGAGGAGGCAGUGGAGAGCGUACACGCAUGGCAGACCUGCAGAGCGCAGCCAUCUUCUUGGCCUUUACCUAUGGCUUUUCUCCUGUGCUGAAGACGUUGACUGAAUCCGUGAGCACAGACACUGUUUAUGCCAUGUCAUCCAUGAUGCUGCUGGCCCACCUGGUGUCCUUCCCGUACACACAGCCCAGCCCCCCAGGCAGUCUGUCCCUGAACGCAGCGCUGUUUGGCUCUGUGUGUUUGGCCUCACGGCUGCCUGGGGCCCUGCACACCUUCGCCAUGCUGAGCUGUGCCCUCCUGGUGUUUGCUCUGUGGCCCUGCCUGCUCCAUCGCCUCAGGGACCGGGCUGAGUGGAGCUUUCCCCUGGCUGCAGGCCUGGUGUGCACAGCUGGGGUCGGAGGUUUGGCAAGCCUUUGGCCAGGAGGAGCUCUUCUCCUUCUUUUAGCUCUGCUAGUGCUAACUUUAGCCUGUCCGAUGCUGCUCGUGCAUCUUCAGAGACACAAAGACAACAUCCACGGCCCGUGGGAUGAAGCAGAGAUCAGAGAGGACCUCUCACGAUUUUUAAGCUAACACAAACACAUGUAAUAGUACUAUGGACCUCUUUUAUACUGAAAAAUUGUUAACUGUACACUGGUGAGUGUUGAGGGCUAUGACAGCUGCUUAUAUCAGAUGUUCAGCACUUUAACAUAAAGGCUCAGGGAAAACUUGUGCCUACACUGACCACUCCUUUUUUAAGACUCCAUCUGCUAAAUGUCUAAAACUGUAAACAACGUGCACAUAAUCAUGAACAGUAUUUUUAAAAUAUUUAACUCUUACUAAAAUACCUGGUAAAAUGAUUACAUUUUGUUAUAGUUAUUUAUUUGAUGUGUAAUAAGUCAUGAAAAAAAAUAUGAUGGUAAACAAAAUUUUUGUGCUUUUAUGAAUUAAAACACUUUGUCAUACUAA
This is a messenger RNA of Astyanax mexicanus (Mexican tetra), 1367 nucleotides long. RefSeq names its product phosphatidylinositol glycan anchor biosynthesis, class C (gene pigc). The transcript has 2 exons. Gene Ontology annotation, cellular component: membrane; glycosylphosphatidylinositol-N-acetylglucosaminyltransferase (GPI-GnT) complex. Lineage: Eukaryota; Metazoa; Chordata; Actinopteri; Characiformes; Acestrorhamphidae. Gene Ontology annotation, biological process: GPI anchor biosynthetic process. The coding region runs from base 114 to 992 and encodes 292 amino acids. The record is from RefSeq and is a predicted model, not a curated record.